This is a messenger RNA of Metarhizium acridum CQMa 102, 1254 nucleotides long. The record is from RefSeq and is a predicted model, not a curated record. Lineage: Eukaryota; Fungi; Ascomycota; Sordariomycetes; Hypocreales; Clavicipitaceae.
AUGGAGUUUGGUUCGAUUGUGCAUCUCGCAGCUUCUGCUGUCAACGUCACGCAGCUGCCGGCUUGUGCUGUGAGUCGCAUUCCCGAAAUAUUGCUAUACGACUUGUCAAACUUCCGCGAGAUGUUUUGUUCGGUCGUCAUGUAUUGCCGCAAGAUGCGACGUCGCCAACGUAACUUGCGUAUGCCACAAUGGAGGAUACAGUUCUGCCAUGGGGGCGUGCGUGUUACAAUCAUGUGCAUUGUCGGAUGCGCUCUAGAUAGAGGCCUCGAGUUUCGAGUCGUCAACUUUCUGCUGGGAAGCAUGGCCUUCGGGCUAGUCGUCAUGCGAAUAUUUUUCAAAAAGUACCUCAGCACCAGCAAGAGACUUGGUCUGGACGACUGGACAAUCCUGGCCGCCCUCGUUGUCGGAAUCCCCAGCGUGGUCAUUCAGGUAUUCUUUCUGACUCCGACGGGGCUGGGGAAAGACGUCUGGACACUGGAUAUACCCAUGUUGCUCGACUUUGGCCACUACUUUUACGUCAUGGAGAUUUUAUACCUGACAUUGAUCACGCUCAUCAAGGUGUCGCUGACUCUGUUUUACCUCAGCAUAUUCCCGGGGACUGUAAUUCGGCGCUUGCUGUGGGUGACUGUGGCUUUCCACAUCACCUGCGGGCUGGCCUUUGUCCUGAAAACCGUGCUACAAUGCACGCCGGUCGAGUACAACUGGGAAAAGUUCGACGGCGAUUCUUCAACCACAGGACACUGCAUCGAUAUAAAUGCUUCGGGAUGGGCUAAUGGCGUUAUUGGCGUCGUGGCAGAUAUCUGGCUGUUUGCACUGCCGCUAACACAGCUGAAGAGGCUCAGGCUGCAUUGGAAAAAGAAAGUCGCCGCGGCCAUCAUGUUUUUAACCGGCGCCAUUAUUACCAUUGUGUCCAUGCUUCGGCUCAAGUCUCUGGUCCAUUUCGCCAACUCGUACAACCCAACCUGGGAUCAAUGGAGUGUGGUCUUUUGGUCGACGAUUGAGGUGUCGGUCGGGUUUAUUUGCACUUGCCUGCCUGCCUUGCGUCUCAUACUCAUGCGCAUGUAUCCUCAGACAUUCAAGCCGGAUUCUUGUGGAUCGUCAUCUCCCGCAUCGAGGAAUUUUUACAGGCACAAUAGCAUUUCACGUAUUGCUGAUGAGGGCAGUGAAAAUGAUUUGGUUAACUUGUCUCAAUCGAAUUUGGUACCGGCUCACCUGCAGGAUAGUCUGAAGGGUAAUGGACGGGUCGGGGACUAG